This is a messenger RNA of Coregonus clupeaformis (lake whitefish), 1742 nucleotides long. Its product is annotated as zinc finger protein 180-like. The annotation marks the transcript as partial. NCBI's taxonomy places the organism in Eukaryota, Metazoa, Chordata, Actinopteri, Salmoniformes, Salmonidae. The record is from RefSeq and is a predicted model, not a curated record. Gene Ontology annotation, molecular function: RNA polymerase II cis-regulatory region sequence-specific DNA binding; DNA-binding transcription factor activity, RNA polymerase II-specific. Gene Ontology annotation, biological process: regulation of transcription by RNA polymerase II. The transcript has 2 exons.
GAGACAGACGUGGCUAUCGUGGAUCCUCUGGGGAGCCUCAACAACAUGAUGCUGACGAGGCAGAAAGGUCUCUCUCCAGAUCAGAACACCUUAAAAAAAAACAUCUGAGACCCACUGGGAAGAAAUCUCACUGCUGCUCUGACUGUGGGAUACGUUGCAGGUCUUCAUUAGAACUUAAAAUACACCAGCGAGUACACACAGGAGAGAAACCUUAUAGCUGUGAUCAAUGUGGGAGGAGUUUUACACGGUCAAGCUCCCUGAUAGUGCACCUGAGAACACAUACAGGAGAGAAACCUUAUAGCUGUUCUCUAUGUGGGAAGAGUUUUGUUGCAUCUUGCACUCUGACGAUACACCAGAGAACACACACAGGAGAGAAACCUUAUAGCUGUGAUCAAUGUGGGAAGAGUUUUGGUACAUCUGUGUGUCUGACGAUACACCAGAGAACACACACAGGAGAGAAACCUUAUGGCUGUACUCAAUGUGUGAAGAGUUUUACUCAGUCAAGCGGCCUGGUAGUACACCAGAGAACACACACAGGAGAGAAACCGUAUAGCUGUACUCAAUGUGGGAAGAGUUUUACUCAGUCAAUCGGCCUGGUAGUACACCAGAGAACACACACAGGAGAGAAACCUUAUCACUGCUCUGACUGCAGAAAGAAUUUUGUUAGGUUAAGAGAUUUAAAAUCACACCAGAGAACACACACAGGAGAGAAACAAUUUAGCAGGAGAUAAAUUAUAUAGCUGGAGAUAAAUGAUAUAGCUGUGAUCAUGUGACAAGAGAUACUUUGAUAAAAGAUCUCUGAUCAAACAUCAGAAAAUACAUACAUGAGUUGUUUCAUGAUAUCAAUGAAAUAAUGUCACAAUGUAGAACCCUAAACAUUUCCCCCUGUUCUAUUUAUUUCAGCGUGAUAUGGAUAUUAGCCUCUGGGAAAAAUCCAGGCUAUGAACUGGAUUUAUGUGAUUUAACAAAAAGCAUUUAUGUGAUUUAACAAAAAGUAAAGUUGUGUUACACGUUAAUCAAAAUGCAACACUUCUAAAUGUAGCUAGCUGUUUUCUACAAAUUGUCCUCUGACCAGUGAUGUACACAUUAUUCCCAGAUUCCAUGUGGUGUUUGAGCUAUUCGUUUUAACAGGACGUGCAACCUCAUCUCCCCCCUCUUCCGCAAUUGAUUUCAACGUGAUAUUGAUUAAAUAAGUGUUGCGUUCCUUUGUUUGGCGAUCCAUAAAUGUAAAUGCAUCACUCCAAAAUGUAGCUGACUGUCUUCUGCAGGUUGUCCUCUAACCAGUGAGGUAAAAGAUAUCUCCCGUUUCCAUGUGUUUUUUUAGUUGUGUUAGUUUCAACAGCAGGUACAACCUGAUUUCCCCCAUAAUGGAUAUCAGUGACUUAUUGCCACUUGUCAAAACAGCAGCGGUUUUUGGUGAUUGUGAGGUUUUAUAAGGUGGUUGUUUAAAAAAAUAUUUAAAUAAAUACAAGUAAUAUGAUUACUAUUAUGUUUCUGUAGAUUUUAGGUUUAGGUUUUCAUUAUAUCACAAACUGUUUUUGGUUAUUGAUUUGGACACAUUAAAGGGGGUGUACAUUCGGUUUUGAUAUUUCAUCAUAUUGACAUUUCAUGUAACAUUUAGUAAUCAUAAUUAUUUAUGCAACCUACUGACAAUUUUUUGGUACAAUUUAUAUUGUUUACAAACAGUGUAGUAAAACCAGCUUAUAUUUUGGGCUGGAUAUUACAUCAUAUUCUUACUGUUU